Molecule: messenger RNA, 840 nt
Organism: Silurus meridionalis
Lineage: Eukaryota; Metazoa; Chordata; Actinopteri; Siluriformes; Siluridae
Product: C-C motif chemokine 4 homolog
Exons: 3
Coding region: 50-304 (84 amino acids)
Biological process (GO): immune response
Cellular component (GO): extracellular region
Molecular function (GO): chemokine activity
Source: RefSeq, a predicted model, not a curated record
UCAAUUCAGAUCUGAAAAAGAGAAGAAAAGAGAAACACCUCCUGAGAACAUGACUAGACGUGUGUUUCUGGUCCUGGGCUUCAUCCUGAUCGUGACGUUCUACUCUGAUGCUGCACCUGUCGCUGUCGCACCACCUACAGACUGCUGUUUCAGGUUUUUCAUCGGAAAAAUUCCUCGUCAUCAAGUCCUGAGGGUGAAGCGGACAGACAUGCGCUGUCCACAGCAAGGCUACGUUGUCACUACUCCUAAAUUCCCUAACCUGUGUGUACGUGAAAUCAUCGUCAAACAUAAACCUGCACCUUAAUGCUGUGACACACACACACACACACACACACACACACACACACACACACACACACACACACACACACACACACACACACACACACACACAAUGCAAAGUUAUUGAUGCUUAAAUAAAGUUAUAAACUCAUGACUCAUUAAUAGAACAUCUUUGAGAACGACACUAGUGACAACAUAUUGUAUCAUCUCUGGGUUUCGGUGCCCCUGAAAAAAAAGAAACGAAAAAAGAAUUGAAAAAAAAGAAGGAAAUGUGGUUGGUACACUGUUUCUGACUCAGUAGUGCCAGCUAAGCUUAAAUGUGGUUUAUAACUGUGCACUGUGAUCAAAGCAGAAUUGCACACACACACACACACACACACACACACACACACACACACACACACACACACACACACACACACAGUAACAUGUUCCGAUAGUGACAUAAGCAUUUACAUAGUUGCUUUCAUUCAGACUGACAUUUUCGUGGCCUUGUUCUGGCUUUGAAUUUCUUGAAUUUCUAUUAGAUUUUUAUUCUGAUUAAACUUUUAAAUGAAA